GAGCAUUCAGCCAGAAGGCGCUGGAUGACGCGGCGGUGGCUGCCGCGGGCACUGGGGCUGGCAAUGAGGUCGCAGCGGGCACGAAGAACACGAUCAAGGCUGGCUUGGUCAUCCAGUACAUGGAUCGUGACCCGAAGGGCAUUUCCAAUAGGAAGGUUCUGGCGUUGCAGGCUCCGCUCCAGCAUUUCCUCAACCAUGUGUUUAGGUCAGAGCAGGUGACUAGUGAGUUUCUCGAUGCUGCUUCCGACGUUCCUGCAGAGGGCCUCAUCGACCACCCUGACGCGGACUCGCUUCGCCAGAAGAUGAUGACAGCUUGCUCGUAUAACUUAGAGGUGCUCUCGGGGGCUCGGGGCGAGCGAGCUGUCCACGCACAGGUCGACGGCCUCAGGGACUUCGCGAACAGCAUGUGGAGCGGCGUCGAGUGGGACAGGCCAGAAAAGUUCAAGACGGCUUGCGAGGUAGUGCGGUCCUUGGCAAUGACGUGGAGGCGCCUGGUGCACUAUUUCGACCAACCGAAGUUCAAGCUUCUGGCAGUGUGCGGGGACCACGUUAGCCCCUCGGACAUCCCCAACAUUGUUGCCCCGCUCAAAGACAUGAGCUGUCGGUGCGACAAGUGUUUGGAAGACUAUUCUCGCGUGUGGUUGGGUCGGCUGUCGUCUGACGAUGAUGCGGUGGUUCUCCGUGCGCGAGAUGCCCUUCGGACCCAAGUGGCAUCGACGCCAGUAUCGAGCGUCUCGGUCGAGAUGAAACAUCUGUUGGGCCAAGAAGUACGAAAGCCUAAGAGUCGUGGCAUGGCGGUCCGUGCCGCGGAGCUUACGCGGAGGACAUACCAUAAGCUUGUCAUCAAGUUGAACCGCAAGCGGACUGACAGAGCUUUGAUGAAGUGGAUGCCGAAUCAGAAGAUCCGCCACAAGUUCGCUCGGCAAGCGAGUUGCUUUUCGCAGCAGAGGCGAGGAGUUCGCGAUAGGAAGCGGGAAGCUAGACGGCGCGUCCAGAGGCGCCGACAAACUGUGACUAAACAGUCUGCUUGGUCGGUGUACCGGAGUACCCAUUGGAACCCAGCUGUUAAGCCGUUCCCAUGUUCAGACCAACGCCGCGCGGAGAAGGCCCGUCUGCGAGCUGAAUUCAUCGCCUUGCCGCCUGCCACCGUCGCGCACUACGAGGCGGUGGCUGAGAGAGGGACCCAGGACAAGCGCCAGCGGCUGGGCGCCGUCCAGCAACAGAGCAGCGCCAACUUGUUCAAUACAGAUGGGGGUCGCUAUUCGACAGGAGUUCAGCGCAAAGUUGCAUUCGAUGAAAUUAUUCGGAGGCUCCGCGAAGAUGGCACGUGGAAGUCUGGGGCUCGGCUGGACGCCCCUUGGCUGCCAUUGCGUCCUGAGUUGGUCGAUUCCGCGUUGUCGUUGGCGGAGUUGGGGAGGAAGUCCGACCGCAUAUUUUGGCAUGGGGAUGAGGCAGUACCAAGCCCACCAGGGACAGCCAUUCCUCAGACGCCAUGCUGUGUGAAGUACGGCGGCCUAUGUGAGACCUCCGACGACGUCCGCGCCGUCAACUUCUUCGUGCAGAACUUGCACGCCAGGGUCUCUGAGAUGAAGCUGCCCCUCCUAGUUGACAUCUGCGGGCCAGGCGGUGUCGGGGAGACGCACUUGCUUGCAGACAAGGUUGGCAAAGGCGAGCUCCAAGUCCUCGUCAAG
Messenger RNA from Prorocentrum cordatum, 1691 nucleotides. The record is from the annotation of a GenBank genome assembly. NCBI's taxonomy places the organism in Eukaryota, Dinophyceae, Prorocentrales, Prorocentraceae.